CUCUACUGAAUGGGAGCAGUGUCCCCUUCCCGCCGCGGCGUCCCCCGUCGCCGCCUCCAACUCCGACUUGCCAGCGGCCGCAGAUGCAGAACCCCAACGCCACCAUCCUCCAGCUCUACCACUCGGGCCGCCUCUCCGCCGCGCUCCGCGCCUUCGAGUCGCUCCCCGCCUCCGCCCCUCUCUCCGCCGCCGCCUACGCCGCGCUCGUCGGGGCCUGCUCCCGCCUCCGCUCCCUCCCGCACGGCCGCCUCAUCCACCGCCACCUCCUCGCCUCCUCCCCCGACGGCGCCGGGCUCGCCCGCAACACCGUCCUCAGCAACCACCUCAUCACCAUGUACGGCCGGUGCGCCGCCCCGGACUCCGCCCGCGCGGUGUUCGACGGGAUGCCCGACCGGAACCCCGUCUCCUGGGCCGCCGUCAUCGCGGCGCACGCGCAGAACGGCCGCUGCGCCGACGCGGUGGGCAUGUUCUCCUCCAUGCUGAGGGCGGGGACCGCACCCGACCAGUUUGCGCUUGGCAGCACGGCGCGCGCCUGCGCGGAGCUGGGGGAUGUGGGACUCGGGAGGCAGGUGCAUGCGCAGGCCAUAAAGUCGGAGGAUGGAAGUGACUUGAUUGUGCAGAACGCGCUCGUCACGAUGUACUCCAAGAGUGGCUCGGUUGGGGAUGGGCUCACGCUUUUUGAGAGGAUUAGGGACAAAGACUUGAUCUCGUGGGGUUCAAUUAUUGCCGGGCUUGCACAGCAAGGGUGUGAAAUGGAGGCAUUACGAAUUUUCAGGGAGAUGAUCGCUGAGGGCAUGCAUCUCCCAAAUGAGUUCCAUUUUGGAAGCGUCUUUAGGGCCUGCGGAGUUUUUGAUAGUUUGGAGUUUGGGGAGCAGAUUCACAGUUUAUCGGUCAAGUAUAUGUUGGACCGUGAUUCAUAUGCAGGUUGCUCACUAAGUGACAUGUAUGCCAGGUGCAAUAAGCUUGAGUCAGCCAGGAAGGUGUUUUACAGGAUCGAGGCACCUGAUUUGGUUUCUUGGAAUUCCUUGAUAAAUGCUUACUCUGCCAAGGGUCUCCUUAGUGAGGCUAUGGUCCUCUUCUCUGAGAUGAGAGAUUCUGGUCUGAGGCCUGAUGGCAUCACUGUUAGGGGUUUAUUGUGUGCGUGUGUUGGCUAUGAUGCUUUGAGUCAAGGUAGAGCCAUCCACUCCUACUUGGUCAAAUUAGGUUUGGACAGGGAUGUUACAGUAUGUAAUUCUUUACUCAGCAUGUAUGCUAGGUGUUUGGAUUUCCCCUCUGCAAUGGAUGUCUUUAAUGAGACAAAUGAUCGUGAUGUUGUCACCUGGAACAGCAUUCUUACUGCUUGUGUACAGAGCCAGCGUUUGGAAGAUGUAUUUAGGUUAUUCAGCCUCUUGCACAGAUCAGUGUCAAGUCUGGAUAGGAUCAGCUUAAGUAAUGUUCUGAGUGCUUCUGCUGAGUUGGGUUACUUUGAAAUGGUGAAACAGAUCCAUGCAUAUGCGUUCAAGGUUGGACUGGUGAGUGAUACAAUGCUGAGUAAUGGUCUGAUUGACACUUAUGCUAAAUGUGGAAGUUUAGAUGAUGCGAACAAGCUCUUCAAAAUAAUGGGCACUGGUCGUGAUGUAUUCUCUUGGAGCAGCUUGAUUGUUGGUUAUGCCCAAUUUGGUUAUGCCAAGGAAGCACUUGAUUUAUUUGCCAGGAUGAGAAACCUAGGAAUCAAGCCAAAUCAUGUAACCUUUGUUGGUGUUCUCACAGCAUGCAGCCGUGUAGGACUUGUUGAUGAAGGUUGUUAUUACUACAGUAUUAUGGAGCCUGAAUAUGGCAUUGUCCCAACAAGAGAGCAUUGCUCAUGCGUGAUUGAUUUGCUGGCACGUGCUGGGAGACUAAGUGAGGCAGCAAAGUUUGUCGAUCAAAUGCCAUUUGAGCCUGAUAUUAUAAUGUGGAAGACUCUGCUAGCUGCUAGCAAAACACAUAAUGAUGUGGAGAUGGGGAAGAGGGCAGCAGAGGGUAUUUUAAAUAUUGAUCCUUCUCAUUCAGCAGCCUAUGUCCUGUUGUGCAACAUAUAUGCUUCUUCAGGCAAUUGGGACGAGUUUGCAAGAUUGAAGAAGGCUAUGAGAAGCAGCGGUGUCCAGAAAUCACCUGGGAAGAGUUGGAUUAAACUCAAGGGCGAGCUAAAAGUCUUUAUUGUAGAGGACAGAUCACACCCAGAGGCUGAUGAAAUAUACACAAUGCUGGAGCUGGUUGGAAUGGAAAUGGUAAAGUCCGGUUAUAUUCCAGAACUUCCACGACACUCAUGCAAAUAUACUAGUUUUGAUCACACCGAUUUGUUGAAUGAAGAAAUAUUAGUUGAAUACGGUUGAGUUUGUUCACAACAGUCAUUGCUGAUUCCGGAGGUUUUUCAUUUACCAUGUCACAAGAAGUUCUUGUCAAAUGCCCAUGGAAAUCAAUAGAGGUUCACCAGAAUUGCAGUGCCAAACCUGGAGAAGGUACACAGAGCUUACCUUUAUGCUGUAUUUUGAUAACUCAGUAACGGGAGGUUGCGGAUUUCCUUUUCCCUGGAUGGAUGGAAAGAAAAGGAUACAAUUUGGCCAACACAAGUGGUGGCAAUGGCGAGGCCAGAAAGGAUGGACCCGAGCAGAUUUAGCUUGAGAUCAGUAACUGAAGCGAUGCCUACUCCAAGAAGAAGAUUGUCUCCAAUAGCACAGUGAAAGGUAUGAUCGCCAAUUUUGUCAUCUGCAGAACAUACCAAGUUUAAUGUAUUUGAUCAUGUUAUAUAGAGAAAGAUACCCAGAUGGAGCUUACUUGAUAGAAUCCAAUGGAGUUGAAUCCUAAACUAAGGUUGAGAAGGCCAAUUGAAGUGCCAUUCAGCAACCCAAAGAGUAUCACCGUCUGUCCAUCAAUUGCCUUGGGCUCAAAGAAAUGCAAGCGCUGUGCCACAUGGAGGGUGCAGAAGGUCACCAUCAGAUGCCAGCUUGUUAAUGUUGUAGCUGGAUAGGUUCAGCAACAAGGCAAGUCAGCACUACGCUCUGAUGACAAUGGCAACUGAAGAUGCAACAGAGAGUGCAAGUGACCCGAUCACACCAAGCUGGAAACCAGCUGACAUCUUGACCACCUGGUGUUUCUCUGCUUGUCCGAAUCCAAAUUAUUUGUAAAAAAAAAAGAAUUAGUCCAAGGUAUGUGUACUACUCACUUGAGAAAGUAAAAGCAUGUCAAGUUCGUUCCCUGUGCCUGAUUGGCUUGAAUUCAUCGCUGUUCAUUCUAGAACACAAGGGGUGUUCACAAAAUCUUAGCUGCCUGAUUCAUGUACAAGAACCAUAUGUAGAAAUGGUAUCCAUGUUAAGGUUGUUAGAUUGCACAA
Messenger RNA from Panicum hallii, 3352 nucleotides. RefSeq names its product pentatricopeptide repeat-containing protein At3g53360, mitochondrial. NCBI's taxonomy places the organism in Eukaryota, Viridiplantae, Streptophyta, Magnoliopsida, Poales, Poaceae. Gene Ontology annotation, biological process: RNA modification. The coding region runs from base 84 to 2354 and encodes 756 amino acids. Gene Ontology annotation, molecular function: protein binding; RNA binding. The record is from RefSeq and is a predicted model, not a curated record. The transcript has 4 exons.